AUGGCGCGACGUUACCAGAUCGAUGAGCUGCUAUGGCUGCGCUCGUCGCCUCUGGUCACUAAGCCUACUACUUUACCUCCCGUAGAAGAAUGGAUGGGCCCGAUCCCCGACCCAACAACGCAACGCAAAACCACCAACCCCAGAGAUCCUAAUAACCCGACUGAAACCACCCCGCGACGAUCGAGCAUCUUUGAAGCUCGCCACGUAUCACGUGGUUCGAACUCAGAGGACAUCAUUCUUGGACCGCCGAAGACUGCUUUUGCGUCCGCUUCUCGAGUGACGACCAAAGGUUCCAUCGACUCGACCGAACGACCACUAAAGCAACCCGACGCAGAUGACCCCAAGAAUGACCGGUUCAACUUCCGCGACAAAUUCUUCAAGGAAAGAGAUGUUGGCGAUCGAGAUUUUGAUCGGCGUGAUGGCAAACAAACCACGUUCAAUGGUCGACGGUUAGACCGAGAAGACUGGAACAGCGCACGCCCGCGUCGCACCUUUGGCCCAGACGAACAGGAGCGAAAGCCCAGACGGAACGGCGAGUUCGACCGCUGGGAGGGUGCCCGGGACUUGACCCGGGACCGCGAUCAACGAGACCCCAAUCUCGACAGAGGAGCCAGAGAUAACAAGGACGGUCGCUUCUUUCCCCGCAGGGACGGCCAGCCAGGUCGCGCGCGCCACGAAGGAAGCUGGUUCCGCGACGAACCCACCCAGGAUGUACAUGAAGCCGAAGAGGAAAAGACACCGGUCCGCAAUCGCGAAUGGCGUAGGGACCGACACGGCGCGGAUCGUGAUUGGACUCGCGGCGCCAAACUCGAACAGGAGCCCGAGUGGUUGGACUCUAACGACAGGGACGAGCCUCGCCGGGUGCAUACUCAAGAAGAUUUUGAACGGUGGAAAGAAAGGAUGAAGGCGGGAUCUUCUCAACCCGUGGAGGAGAAGAAAGAAUCCCCCGUCGAGCAAUCCGUUGGCACCUCUGACAAAGCCGAGAUUAAGCCUACCGAUGGUGAAAUUUUCAGCAGUAACGGCGCUCCUUUCCAGGGAGACACGGCGAUGGAACGCUUUUUUGGGCUUCUAGGUGAUGGCAAACCGUCCCCAGUCAUUAACACGGCCUUGCCUUUGGAAUCAACGCCCAAAAAAGAGACCGCGCCCGCGCCGGGCAAGUCGGCCAAGUCUUCCCGCUUUGCUGGACUGUUCAGUCCUCCUCCCGGGAGCCCUGCCGCCAGAGAGCCCGACCCUCCUCCUCAAAUGGGAAGCAGAUCUCCCGUGCCUCAACCCCCGUCGUCGGCAACGCCUUCAGCCGAUGCGGACCAGGAGGGUUUCCAGCGCAUCCUACAAAUGCUGGGCACUAGCAAGUCACGCAACGCGACUCCUCACAACGAUAACGUGCAAGCCAAUCGCCCCCCUUCUCUCGUGCACAUGGAACAAACCCAGAGUGCGGUCUCGUCUCCCACUCGUGAGCAACUCAGACGGCCCGAACAAGUAGCCAUGCCGGAUGCAGCGAUUCGGCAUGCUGGCCCUCCUCUGAAGGAGAACCUAUAUGUUCAGGAUCCUCAGGCUCGAGACAGAGAACAUUUGCUUCGCCUCAUGCAACAAGUUAAGGUGAGCCCCAUCACCAGCCCGGGACAGGGCGGCCAGGGUCAGCCACAGAGCGCUGGCCCGGUUCCCGGCUUGAUGAAUAUGCAAGAAGGAUUGCCUCACCCUCCUCCCGGACUUUCCUCCGCACAGAAGGUGCCACCUUUCCUUGAUGACCCGGCGAUAGCCAACUUGCAGCGGCCGGAUCCUGAACAGUUUCGGCGGAGACCCGCAAACGGGCCGCCAAUGGGUUACUUUGAUGACCUGCCUUUCCCUCAAGGCGGCCAGGUUCCCAUCACCCCUGGUGGAUCGCGGGCCCCGCAGGGUCAAGGACUUCCUGCCAUGGGCAUGCAGAGACCCCCAGGCUUCGAGCACAUGCCUCCUCCCGGAUGGAAUGGCCACCACCAGAUGCCUCCGCAGCAGGCCGGUGGACCGGCGACCCCCAUGGGCCCUCCGCCAGGCAUUCCGACGCCCAACCGGGGCAUCAACCCCAACUUUAUGGCAAACAUGAUACCGCCCAUGCACGGCAAUGUACCUCCCCUCGGCGAUCGACAGCCCUUCCCUCGCGGCGCCGGCGGCGCCGGGUCGGCUGGAUUUCCCCCUCCUCCCGGCAUGAUGCCACCUCCUGGGUAUAUGAACGGCCCUCCCCCGGCUGGAUUCCCUCCGAUGCCACCCAACGCCGAGGCUCUUAUGGGCGUUGGUCACGCCGGACAGGGUCCUUUCGAAGGGAACCCUGGUCCCCAGGGACCGCCGCCAUCCUCUAGACACUUGCUGGAUAUGUUCGGUCAGGUUGGUGGGGAUGCGCGCGGUGGUAUGAUUGGCCCGGGGCAGUUCAGAUAG
Aspergillus melleus is the source of this 2409-nucleotide messenger RNA. RefSeq lists its product as uncharacterized. The record is from RefSeq and is a predicted model, not a curated record. Lineage: Eukaryota; Fungi; Ascomycota; Eurotiomycetes; Eurotiales; Aspergillaceae. The coding region runs from base 1 to 2409 and encodes 802 amino acids. The transcript is spliced from 3 exons.